Molecule: messenger RNA, 5911 nt
Organism: Lytechinus pictus (painted urchin)
Lineage: Eukaryota; Metazoa; Echinodermata; Echinoidea; Temnopleuroida; Toxopneustidae
Product: metalloendopeptidase OMA1, mitochondrial-like
Exons: 9
Coding region: 423-1733 (436 amino acids)
Biological process (GO): protein quality control for misfolded or incompletely synthesized proteins; mitochondrial protein processing
Cellular component (GO): mitochondrial inner membrane
Molecular function (GO): metalloendopeptidase activity
Source: RefSeq, a predicted model, not a curated record
ACCGCGAUCAUCUACCUUCUUCGACGAUGCAACUGUAUCUGGAGCUCCUUUCCUCUUUCGAGCCAUUUCGAUUUGUUGACGAGAUCGAAGUGUGUGUGCAGUUUGAAUGUAAACGUUCAAAAUAACACAAUUUCAGCUUUCUGUACACUUUUAUACACCGCAGUGUGGCGGACAUAAAAGCCUAUUUUUAGGUGACAGGUUUGAGCUUGUUGGCUCUAUUUACGGUCCACAAACUACACACACUGACACGCCCAUCCCAUUCGGUGCAGAUCACGUCACGAUCAUGGCCCUGGCCGGCGAGGCCGGCCUGGCUGCGCUCGCGCGCUGGCGCCAGGGCUAGCUAGGGCCGGCGGAAUUAAUUAGCAGGAAUAGCAGCGCAGGUUGGAGUCUUGGAGAAAAUUAACUUCGCUUUUCCGUCUUCGAUGAUGGCAAGAUAUAUCACAGGAGUCUAUCAGAGCGGAGGCUUCUCUUUCAGUAGAGUGCCUCAUCAUAGUCUCAUUUCAAGGCUAAAUCUUUGUCUCUCAACCUCACCUGGCAGGUCGGCUGUGCUUCAACCUUGUACAUGCACAUUAAAUAUCACUGACUUGAAAAAGGCUAGAACUAUAUCCACAUGGAGGUCAAAUACAGCUUUGGAAUGUACAAGGAAACACGGAUUUAUCUGUGGGAGAUUAAUCCAUACAUCUGAGAAGAGACCAGCACCUCCUGUUGCUGUCUGGUUGGCUCUUAAAACAUUAGCCAAGACUGCUGCCAUUGUCACCGGAAGAACCCUUAGGAACAGAUGGAGAGAUCACCCGAAACACAAACAUAAAACAACUAGUGAGAGGAUACAAGAGAAUAAAACGAAGAUCAUCGCUGGUAUACUAGGAAUGAUUGGUUUUGGAAUUGGUUAUUAUUACUAUCAUAUAGACUAUACACCAUUAACCAAUAGACCAAGGUUUAUACUCUUCAACAAGACUCAGUUUGAGAAGAUAGUCGAUGAGGAAUAUAAAAUGUAUUGUGAGACAUAUAAGGACAGUUUUGUACCAACAAACCAUAAGAUCUAUGGCGUAAUCUCUGGGAUAAUUAUGCAGCUGAUUAAAGGGAACCAAGACGUAGCUCAGAUACGAAAUCAGACCUGGACCAUUCAUGUCAUUGACAAGAAUAUCAAGAAUGCUUUUGUCCUCCCAAAUGGUCAUAUAUUUGUAUUUACUGGGAUACUACAAGCUACUGAUAACAUAGAGCAACUAGGGACAGUGCUGGCUCAUGAAAUGGCACAUGUUGUUCUUAAUCAUUCAGCAGAGAUGGCAAGUUUCUUUGAGUUCUUUGAUCUCUUCAUGAUUGUUGUAUUGACGGUUCUCUGGGCUUUCCUUCCGAAUGAUGGUAUUGCAUUGGUGGCUACGUGGUUUAAACAGAAGGUGGUGGAGUUGUUACUGCAUAUGCCUUACAAUAGAAGUCUUGAGAUUGAGGCUGAUGAAGUUGGCUUGAUGCUUGCAGCCAAGAGCUGUAUUGAUGUACGAGAGUGCAAAGCAUUCUGGGAAGCAAUGGAUGUAGCUCAGAUCUCAACUGGAGAACCUGAACCUCUAGAGUUCCUCAGUACGCAUCCAUCCCAUCAAAGAAGAGCUGACUAUAUAGAAUCAUUAUUACCAAAGGCCAUCAAAGUUAGACAGUACUGCAACUGCCCUGAACUGCCUCAAAGAAUCCCUACCCAAAGAGCUGUCAUCCAAAAGUCAAUUCCUGCGCUUCCUGCAGCAUGAAGUAGGUGUGUCUUUGGAGAGUACUCUCACUGUAGUGGAGCUACAUGUAGACAACAGAGUGAAGAGGAAAGAAAAACUCAAACCAUCUGACAUCUUAGAUGCCUUCCAUUGUGGCUGAUAGUGCUUCCUGCUUCAGGACAAUUACCCCAGGAGGACGUCUUGUCAUUUUACAUUCAUAUGGUUCCUCUAUCAAAAAUCCCCUGGAGGGAUUGCUCUAGGAUAAGAGCUCUAAGAUGGACCUGGAAGACAUUUGAAAACUUUCCAGAGGACAGAGCUAGUUGCUAGAAGAGUUAACCUCAAAGUGAUUAUUGAUACUGCUGGGCACAUUUGGAGUUUUGAGUUACAGUAUUGCAAGGACAUUAGGACAAGGCCCAUGUCAAUGUCGGAAAUACUCAGCUUUAACCCAAGUUUGCUUAUGAAAUGUUCCUGUAUGUAUUGUACAUGUAUAUUAGGUAAGUGAUAACUUUCAUUCUUCAAAAUCUUAUAGAACUAACUUCCUGUUUUCAUUACAAAAGAGGCAGAGGGAAAUAAGCUGAGGGUAUUUCCUUCCAGAAUAUUUAUUUAUUUUCAGUUGUAUUUAAUCAGGGUGGCCUCAUCAGUUAACAAGCUGCUGUCCUUGAGGGCUCAGAGAUAAAAAAUCAAUAUGUACAAUAAUUACAAAGAAUGAAUACAUAAAUCAAAACGGCAUACACUAAAACAACAGGUAUAUAAGAAACAUUAAAAAUACAAUCCAAUAAAAGAUCAAAAUUGAAUUUCAAGAAAAGGUAACUUCAAUGUUAAGAAAGGAAAAAGAAAAUGGAAUUGGAAACUGCUGAAUACGAUUUAACGGGAAAAGGAAGGAUGACUGGCAACAGAGUAAUGUUCAAUUGAUUGGUAAUAAUUUGAGUACAGAUUAUAAUGUUUGCCAAAUUAGAAUAUAAAUCAAUAGCUCAAUGUUACUCUUGCAUUGCAAGGCCUAUCAAUGUUUUAUUUGUUAAACAAGGCACGGAAUGAGUUGAGGGACAUAGCCUGGCGUUGAUCUUUCCUAAGAUUAUUCCAUUAUUCCAUUCUGAGGUCCCUAUGUACUGAAAUAUAAUUAGAUACAUGUAGUCCCUGUAACAGCCUCCAUUAAUUGCUGUUUGCCUCAAUGUAAUUUGAAAUUUGGAAUUUGUAUUUAUCAAGAACAACAUCAACACAAAGUUAUAAAUCAUGUACAGUUAUUUUCAAAUGCAUACAUGUGCAUACAGACAUAUUCAGACGUUAGUUACAAAGUACUUUUACAAGAAAAAUAAAUUACAAAACCCUGACAACUGUACGUACAUGUACAGUAUUCGUAUUGACAUUGAACGAUAAACAGAAUUUGGUUGACUCCUUUUUAAUGAUGUGCACAAAAACAUUGCAUUGAAAUUGAAAUUACAUGGAGCAGAUUUUGAUAGUGAUAAGGGAUGUAAACUGUACAAAAAAAAAUGAAAUUUGCGCAAUUUAAAAGGAUUAAAAACAGAAUAGCCCCGUACAGAAACCAUCCUCUCCCCCUGCCCCUUGCUGUCCGGUUGUGUUUGAAUGAGUAGGUCUCAUUACAUUGCAAACUCAAUGUGACAAUUGUAAUUGAGAGAAGAAACGCCCUCUAUAGUUUUAAAGAUGUUAGUUUUUCAAACCAAUUUGAAAGGGACAUCAAGGGAAGGGGGAGAGAUGUUUCAUGAAGUUGUUUGUAAAGUUACACAUGACUUUAUGAAUUGAUUGCAUAAAAGUCAUGUGUACAUGUAACUUUACAAACAACUUCAUGAAACAUCUUUUAUUUAAUGAUAAGGCUUUUCUUUUCUCAGCACAUAAAUUUACUCUUUUUAGAAUCUUAUGAAAAUAUCUUUCCUAGAGUGAAGAUACAGGAUGACUUUUAAGUGCUUAAAUAAUUAUAUAGAAAGGUUUCAAAAUUGAAGUGAAACUAUAAAUUUCAGGUACAUUGUAAUAAUUGAUUAAAACUCAAUGAACUUCUUCAAGUAACAAUUUUUCUUAACCAAACAAGAAAUAUGAAUUUUUAUAUGAUUGGCAAUAUACAUGUAGAUACCAUCUUGUCUUGCUUCAAUAUCUCCCAGGGAGUGGGAAAAAGUGCAACCUUAUAAUAAUUGAUAAUUGAUGUAAAAUAUUAAAAGGUAACUGAUGUUGAAUUAAUAUCUAUGCAGAAUUAUGAGACUUUGUGAUCACAAUGCUUAAAUUAAUUGACUGAUAUCAUAUUUUAUAUUUAAAAAAAUCUACUUUUUACUGUUUACAUGUACCUUUUUUAAUUGUAAAUUGUAAAGAUUUUUUACUUUUGAUGUGCUCUAGAAUCUUUAUUAACAUGUAGUCAUGUUGAAAUCUGUGAUCAAGUAAUUAUAUUGUUUCUGAAAAUUUUACUCUAUAGAUGAGUAAUGUUUUUGGACACAUUACAAUCAUGGAUGGUGUGAAAUAAAAACAGAAAAUGCAACCGUAUCAAGCCAUGUUAGUUGAUAUCAAAUGUAUUCUCAAUGAGAGAUGAAAAUUCAGUCUUACCGUGUGUCUAAACUCAUACUGACUACAUUUGCAAGCCAGGAGUGGAGAAUGUGCAUUAGUAGUACAUUAAUUAAAUUGAAAUGAAUCAAGACAUUUAUCUGCAGACCACGAAGGAGACAUUUGGUGUAACAGUAAAUGGUUGAUGUCAUCACUGAAAUGACAUAAAAAUCUAGGCUUUGGUUAUAGAGAUGUUUGUCUACACUCUAAAAAACAAAGAGCGUGUAUAGUGACUGCACUUCAGAGUGCUGAUUUGUCUAGUUCAAAUUAGAACGAGAAAAGUCAGCACUCCGAAGUGCAGUCACUACAUGUAUACACGCUCUUUAAGAGCUAAAUUAGCUCUUCAUUUUUUAGAGUGUAUGUAGGAUUAUUUUAUUCCAAGAGAUGUUCUUUUUCAUGUUUUAAUGUUUUUUUAAUGCAUGAAUCUAUGUUGUAUGCCACCCGUGGGGGGGGCACUCAUAUAUAUAUUGGUGGUACGGUGACGUGCUGCUUUGAUGACCCCCUAUUUCAGACCUAAUUUUCAGUUUUCUAGAUACUCGAAAUGACAAAAAUUAAGUUUAGAAGCCGCCCAGCCCCGCUCGCAAGACCCACGUUCUGAGACAUCUCAGAUCCGCAGCCCUGCCAAAUAUUGUCAAGCGUGAGCACCGCAUGCGAGAGAUGCAAGUACGGCUUCGCAACUCCCACUAUAUAACUAGUACAUGUAGCCGCUCCAUGCAUGGCUAGCACAUGCACAGCGCUAGCGGGCAAUGUACCUACAGUGCCAUGAUCCUGUUCUGUAGACCCUGUUUUUCACACCGCCCGGUAUACAUUUAGUUCCGAAGACCCCGUACUUUACCCUUGUAGUCAGUUCCUUAGACCCCCAUUUCAGAGUUUUGUGAGGCACACCCCAUUUCGGGUAACAUAUUAAGGUUACAAAUCAUUUGACGUUACUUUUUAUGACAUAAACAAAAACUUAAUCAUAGGAAAUUAGAUGUUUACUGUUUCACAAAACUUCUGGGCUUAAUGAAUAAAGUAUCAAAACAACUUAUUUUUCUAUUCCUUGAAGCUUGUUUUCUUCAAUAAAGAGUAUAAUUUAAAUAAACUUAAGGGAUUAAAAAAAAAUGAAACCAGAAGAAUCUGUGGCAAGUUUUUUUUCUCACUAAAUUAUUUAUAGAAAAUGUUUGACAUUUUAUUAUCACUUUGUGACACUGCUGCUUUAUUGAAUCUUUGCAAUGAAGGCAAGGCUGUAAUUGAUGUUCAAUUUGUUUUGUUAAUAUUAAAGGGCAAGUCCAAGAAAAUGUCACACUAGAAGGCAAAAUUUCAUCUUUAAUUUAAAAAGUUAUCUUUGGUGGGGUUUGAAAGCCCAAAUGUUGAAUUUUAAAAUUUCAUUAAGAAAAAUUUGAUAAUAUGCAUAUUUAUGCUAAUUUGGGGCACCUAAUUUGCAUAAUUGGUAAAAUGGGCAUUACGUAUGGGACAAUUAUAAAAACUCAUAGAAAAUAAAAACAAAACUUGUGAGAUUUAGUCAUAGGUGGGACAUGGACCCCCUAACAUCUUAUUACUUUUGGGGGAAAAAGUGGUGUCAUCUAAUUAAUUAUGCAAAUUAGGUCUUGUCCAAGGAUGGAAUGUCCCAUACAUAACAUUUUGAGGAUGUUCUUUUAAGUUAUUUCUUAUAAAUAUAAUACUUGUAUUGUUGCAUCUCU